AUGAAAGUUGUUCUUACAAGGAAGAGAAGGUUAGGAGAGUUUGAAACAAUGGCUCUAAACAAAGAGUGUAGUCCAUUUAUGCAAGAAAAGUUGCCACCAAAGUUGAAGGAUCUUGGGAGUUUCACUAUUCCCUGUACUAUUGGAGACACUUAUUGUGAGACGACUUUAUGUCAUUUGGGUGCAAGAAUUAAUUUGAUGCCAAUGAAUGUUUUCAAGAAAUUGGGGAUUGGAGAAGUCAGGCCUACUACAAUUACUCUUCAACUUGUAGAUAAAUCUCUUUCUCAUCCAGAUGGAAAAAUUGAAGCUGUGUUGGUGAGGGUAGACAAAUUCAUAUUCCCUACUGAUUUUAUUGUGCUAGACUAUGAGAUGGAUAGAGAGGUGCCCAUUAUCUUAGGGAGGCCAAUUCUUGCGACAAGAAGAACUUUGAUAGAUGUGCAGAAGGCGAAGUUGAAUCAUGAACAAGAAGAAAAGUUGCUUGAGGUGUUGAGAAAGUUCAAGAAAGCCAUUGGGUGGACUAUUGCAGAUAUUGGAGGUAUUAGUCCUUCUUUGUGUAUGCAUAAGAUCGUGCUUGAAGACAGUGAAAAAUGUUAUAUUGAGGGGCAAAGGAGACUAAAUCCUAUAAUGAAGGAAGUAAUGAAGAAAGAAAUCAUCAAGUGGUUAGAUGCUGACAUUAUUUAUCCUAUCUCUGACAGUUCAUGGGUCAGCCCUGUACAGUGUGUACCUAAGAAGGGUAGGAUCACGGUGGUGAAGAAUGAAGAAAAUAAGUUGAUUCCUACUAGAAUUGUGACUGGAUGGAGGAUUUGCAUGGACUAA
This is a messenger RNA of Humulus lupulus (European hop), 813 nucleotides long. RefSeq lists its product as uncharacterized. The coding region runs from base 1 to 813 and encodes 270 amino acids. The record is from RefSeq and is a predicted model, not a curated record. The transcript has 2 exons. NCBI's taxonomy places the organism in Eukaryota, Viridiplantae, Streptophyta, Magnoliopsida, Rosales, Cannabaceae.